Lachnellula hyalina is the source of this 3699-nucleotide messenger RNA. RefSeq names its product Oxysterol-binding-like protein (gene OSH2). The transcript has 3 exons. Gene Ontology annotation, cellular component: intracellular membrane-bounded organelle; cytosol; membrane. Bases 1 to 3699 code for a protein of 1232 amino acids. Gene Ontology annotation, molecular function: protein binding; sterol binding. NCBI's taxonomy places the organism in Eukaryota, Fungi, Ascomycota, Leotiomycetes, Helotiales, Lachnaceae. Gene Ontology annotation, biological process: maintenance of cell polarity; exocytosis; endocytosis. The record is from RefSeq and is a predicted model, not a curated record.
AUGUCUGAAGCUGGAGAAGGAAUCCACAAGCGCAGCAAAUCGUCCAUGCUGUCAUUGCACCGACGAAAAGAAGGCAAGAAUGAUGAGACCACCUCCGAAGACAGCUCGUCAACCAUGUCGCAGCGCGGCCACCUCGGAAGACCAUCAACAAGCACCGCAAGCCUUAUCCGCUCAACCUCCAACCUCAUCCAAGCCUCGCAGCACAGAGCUAUGCUUUCGAAUCCGCCCCCAAUUCCACAAGACAAGCCGGUCACGAUCGAGCAAUCGGUGCGCAAGUUUCGCGUCUUCGAGGCGCUGCGGAACGGGGACACGGCCUCGAUCUCGAAAGCUAUACGGGAGAGCGAUGGGACUCGAUCAAGUAUAUCUAGUGUAAACGGGGGUCCGAGUGGGUUAGAUGACACGAGUAUCUUGCACCUGGCGAUACAGUGCGCUGAGCAACCUGUUGUGGAGUACGUGCUUUCUGAUGGUGCGGGGUCAAUUGAUAUCAAUUCGAGGGAUAAGGAUGGCAACACGGCGCUACAUAUUGCUGCCCAGCAAGGACGGUCGCACAUCGUAAAGCUACUGCUUGAACAGCCUGGUAUCAACGAUUCGAUUGCAAACUACUCUGGUCGUCUACCCAUCGAUGUCGCCCGCACCCCGGACAUUUACCAGCAAUUGCAGUUAUCGCGCUCGAUAUUUGUAGAUGGGAAGGUCAAAGAGGUGCAAACUUUGGUUCAACAAGGAGAUUAUAAGAAACUGGGCGAGGUUUUGGAAGAGCCUCGUGUUAAGACUGUUCUGGAUAUUAAUGGAGGCGAGUUUGCGAGCGAUAUCACGACAAUACAGUCUGGAGGUACACUGCUGCAUGAGGCGGCUAGGAAGAGGAACACUGCACUCAUACAGGCUCUGUUACUUCAUGGGGCGGAUCCGUUCAGGAGGGAUCGUAGGGGCAAGCUUCCGCAGGAUGUUACGAAGGACGACACUACGAGAGCGAUGCUUAAAAGAUCUCCGGCUGCUGUUGCCGCGCAACGAGGCAUUCAGGAGAAAGCCGUGCUUGGAAAUGCUUCCCAGCAAAACUCAACUGCGGCUCCUGGUGAUGCUUUGGCUGGAAAGGAGGGCCGCGAGAUGAAGGGAUAUCUGAAGAAGUGGACAAAUUACCGAAAGGGAUAUCAACUGCGUUGGUUUGUACUGGAAGAUGGAGUGAUGAGUUACUACAAGCAUCAAGAUGAUAUAGGAGCUGCUUGCCGUGGAGCCAUCAAUAUGCGAAUUGCGAAGCUUAAUAUGGAUCCAACUGAGAAGACGAAAUUCGAGAUCAUUGGAAAGUCUUCAGUCAAGUAUCACCUAAAGGCAAACCACGAGGUUGAGGCCAAGAGAUGGUUCUGGGCUCUUAACAACUCUAUUCAAUGGACCAAGGACCAGGCGAAGGAAGAAGAUCGGCAGAAGCAAAAGAGUUCAGAGAUCUUGAGGCAAGCGAAGCUUGAGCAUAGUGCCGGGUCGAAAGAUCCAUCUGCAUCAGAGCUCGCGAGUGAAACUGCAAGUAUUACGGAAACCCGACGAAAUAGUUACCAGGCCAGCUCCCGACUUGCACCACAGCCUAGCAAGAGCGGCUCGUCUAAGGUUGCCUUUAAUACUGCUGGAAGUGUUGGUGAUGAAGAUGAAGGGACCGCGUACGGAUCUUAUGAACCUAGCUUCAUGGGGGAAAUGGGCAAGGUACCAAGCAAUGUUGGUACAGGCAUAGACGGGGACGACGAUGACGAUUAUGCUGAAGGUGAAGGUUCAAGCGAUCGUGAUACACCUGCAAGCAAAGAUGCUUUUGACAUCACUGCCCAGUCGGCAAAAUUGCAGUUGGACAUGAUGGCAUCUGUGAAUGCAGCCUUGCAAACCGAACAAACCAGGAACCCCGCAUUCACAAUUUCUGACCCCAUGGCUGUACAAGCCGUGCAAACCUACGACUCAUCCAUCCGCAAUCUCAAGGGUCUUGUUGGAGAUCUUCUGAAAAUUUCGAGAGAUAGAGACGCCCACUGGCAGUACCGCCUUGACCGAGAAGCAGACAUGAGACGCCUCUGGGAGGAUAGUAUGGCGCAGGUAGCAAAGGAACAAGAAAUCCUCGAAGCCCGAGUUGGGGAGGCUGAAGAGAAACGAAAGUUGACGAAACGGGCUCUCCGUGAGGCGAUUGGUGGCAGUGUCGCUGUGAGCAGUCGACCUGCGAGCAGAGGUGAACCCUCACAGGAGCUUGCUGAGGCCCUUGAGGAUGUGAAGUUUGAACAAGGUGUCAAUGCUUCACUUGAACGACCAUUUACGGCGAGAAGCUCCCUCCGACGCAAAUCUAUUCUACAGGAGAUUGACUUGUCGGAUUCUGAUUCUGAGGACGAUGAGGAGUUCUUUGAUGCUGUAGAUGCCGGUGAGGUCCAGGUUGCGCCAAUGCCUCCGGUUAGUCCACCUUUGAAGGGCGACUUGCUUGAGCCAGGGGCUAUUGAUUUAAGCUCGUCCUUCCAUGGUUACGAGGAUGGUAUCCGGAAAAAGCUAGCUAUGGAUGCUGAUGAUAGACCGAAAAUUUCUCUCUGGAGUAUUCUUAAAUCCAUGAUUGGAAAGGACAUGACGAAAAUGACUCUUCCCGUAUCAUUCAACGAACCAACAUCACUGCUUCAGCGAUGCGCCGAAGAUAUGGAGUAUUCAGAUCUUCUCGAUAUUGCAGCAGAUCGACCUGAUGCCGCUGAACGAAUGGUUUACGUUGCAGCUUUCGCCGCUUCCGAGUACGCUUCUACUAUUGGCCGUGUUGCUAAACCCUUCAAUCCACUUCUUGGAGAGACAUUCGAGUACGUGCGCCCGGACAAGAAUUAUCGCUUCUUCAUUGAGCAAGUAAGCCAUCAUCCACCCGUUGGCGCAGCGUGGGCCGAGUCACCCAGAUGGACAUACUACGGGGAGUCUGCCGUCAAGUCUAAAUUCUACGGCAAAUCUUUCGACAUUAACCCACUUGGUACCUGGUUCCUCAAAUUACGCCCUACCAACGGGGGCAAGGAAGAAUUCUACACUUGGAAGAAAGUAACUUCAUCCGUCAUCGGUAUCAUCACCGGUUCUCCAACAGUUGACAACUACGGCCCCAUGGAAGUCAAAAACUGGACCACCGGCGAAGUCUGUCUUAUGGACUUCAAAGCCCGGGGUUGGAAAGCCUCCUCUGCAUACCACCUCACUGGCCGUGUGAACGACAAAAACGGCCAACCACGCUUUAGCAUGGGCGGCCGUUGGAACAACAAAAUAUACGCCCGUCUGACACCUGGAUAUGAAGCGACGCCCGAGGAACCCAAACCAGGGGACAUGCAACGUCACGGCAAUAUUACUGACCCAUCCCAAGUAUUCCUCGUCUGGGAAGCCAAUGCGCGCCCAACGGGUAUUCCAUUCAACCUCACUCCCUUCGUCGUCACGCUCAACGACUGCAACGAUAAACUCCGACCUUGGCUUCCUCCGACGGAUACGCGACUCCGUCCCGAUCAAAGAGCCAUGGAGGAUGGGCAGUACGAUUUCGCUGCUACGGAAAAGAAUCGUGUAGAGGAGAAGCAAAGGGCGCGGAGGAGGCAGAGGGAGGAGAAGGGCGAGGAGUUCAGGCCACUUUGGUUUGUCAAGGAUAGGUGUCCGGUUACUGGAGAGAUAUUUUGGAGAUUUAACGAGAAGUAUUGGAAGGCUAGGGCGGAGAAGGAUUGGCAUGGUGUAGAGGAGAUUUUUUAG